Messenger RNA from Loxodonta africana (African savanna elephant), 4695 nucleotides. RefSeq names its product cadherin related family member 2 (gene CDHR2). NCBI's taxonomy places the organism in Eukaryota, Metazoa, Chordata, Mammalia, Proboscidea, Elephantidae. Gene Ontology annotation, biological process: homophilic cell-cell adhesion. The transcript is spliced from 31 exons. Gene Ontology annotation, cellular component: plasma membrane. Gene Ontology annotation, molecular function: calcium ion binding. The coding region runs from base 553 to 4695 and encodes 1380 amino acids. The record is from RefSeq and is a predicted model, not a curated record.
UGUUAUCAGUUAACACGAGGUCAUCCUGGAGUAGACCCAGAGAGACAGACUGAAGGAAUGUGGCAGAGAUGGGAGUGAUGCUGCCACAGCCAAGAGAUGUCUGAGAACCCUGGAAGCUAGAAGAGACAAGGAAGGACCCCCCCUUGAGCCUUCAGAAAGAGCACGGCCCUGCCGACACCCUGAAUUCAGACUUCGGCCUCCAAAACUGUGAGACAAUACGUUUUUGUUGUUGUAAGCCACCAGUUAGUGGAACUUUGUUAUGGCAGCUCUGGUUGACUAACACAGGGGCCCAUGUCCUGACCUAACCCCCUCUCACCUUCUCCACAGGUCCCAUGUCACUGCUUAUUGCCUUCGAUGGGCACCCUCCUGUCUGCUCGGGUCUGGGCCUUGUUCACAGCUCAAGGUCGGUGAUCUGUGGCCUGGGUCUCUGGCCCCUUGCCUCAGUCCUGCCCUCCUACCCCCUCCCAAGCUGUGUCCUGCGCCUCCUGAGAAAUCGGCCUGUCCAGAGGUGUGGUCUCUGGCAGGGUUAAUGAUUGCUUAGGGGAGGCGGGGAUGGUGCCAAAGUCUGCAAGUAGCACUGCCACUGUAGGGCCAGACGAGGCCCAUCCGUGCCUGCUGGCGUCUGUCCACCCCUCCAAGGCCCCUUCUGGGGCGCAGUUCCCUCCAGACGUGAUGGCGUGGCCGUGGCUGUCCUGCGUCCUGCUUCCUGCCCUGGUGGUGUCUGUGGCAGCCAACACGGCCCCAACUUUCCUGCCAAAUAUGACAGCAGUGACCCUGCCGGAGGACCUGCCAGUGGGGGCCCAGGUCUUCUGGCUGGUGGCUAAUGACCGGGAUGGAGACCCCCUGACCUAUGGAAUUAGUGGUUCCUAUGCCUACUUCUUUGAUGUCACCAAGGACACUGGAGAAGUGAGGCUGGCCAGCCCUCUGGACUACGAGACCAUCUUCUACUUUGCCAUCACCAUCUCUGUGAGCGACGACUUACCUGGACUUUCUCACCUACAGGUGCAGAAGGACAUGCAUGUGAUCGUGGAGGACAGAAAUGACAAUGCUCCUGUCUUCCAGAACACCAGCUUCUCCACCAGCAUCAAAGAGACCCUGCCGGUAGGCUCCGUGGUGACCACUGUGCUGGCCAGCGACAAAGACACGGGAUCUGGGGGCUUGGUUGUGUACUUCAUAGAGAAGGUCAUACCUGACACCGUGGACAACCAACAUCUCUUUUGGAUCCUGGCCAAUGGCUCCAUCGUGCUCAAUGGCAGCCUCAGCUACAACAACAAGAGUGCCUUCUAUCAGCUGGAGUUGAAGGCCUGUGUGAGUUGGGUGGCCACAGGUAGGAUCAAGGGGCAUAGAGAUCUAUGUUCCUGGGUCACAGAAGGUCCUCUCUCCCUUCAGGACUCAGGCGACAUAUACCAGGACAAAUUUACCAUCCAGUGCUCCCCCACUGUCUUUUUGUCCAUCUCGGUGAUCGACCAGCCUGACCUGGACCCCCAGUUUGUCAGAGAGUCUUACUUGGCCUCUGUGUCUGAGGGUGCACCCAAGGGAACCUCCGUGCUGAAGGUGGAGGCCAUGGACACAGACAAAGGCAUCAAUGACCCUGUGACCUACAGCAUCUCCAACUCCACAAGGCCGGGCUGGUUUGACAUUGAGGCAGACGGGGUCAUCGUGGUCAGCGGUUCCCUGGACCGUGAGCAGCUACUGGAGGAGGACGAGGAGGUUCAGGUGCAGGUCACGGCCACCGAGAUGCACCUCAACAUCUAUGAGAAAGAGGCCAAGGUGAGCAUAUGGGUCACACUGAGGGUGACAGACGUCAAUGACCACAAACCUGAGUUUUACAACUGCACCCUCCUGGCCUGCACCUUCACAUCCGAAGAGGCCCAAGUCAACUUCACUGGCUCCGUGGAUGAGCAUGCCUCAGCCCGCAUCCCCAUUGAUGACCUCACCCUGGUGGCCUACGACCCAGACAAGGGCAACAAUGGCACCUUCUUGCUCUCCCUGGAGGGUCCUGACGCUGAAGCCUUCAGUGUCUCCCCUGUGCGGGCCGCAGGCUCAGCUGAAGUGCAGGUACUGGUGAAGAUGCCAUCGCUGGUGGACUACGAGAGGCAGACCGUGAUGCUGGUGCAGGUGGUGGCCACUGACUCGGUCAGCAAGGACUCCUCAAUCGCCACAGUGACCAUCCAUGUCAGAGACAUCAAUGACCACCCGCCCACAUUCCCACAGAGCCUGUAUGUCCUUAUGGUGCCAGAGCACAGUCCCAAUGGCUUUGUGGUCACUGACAGCAUUCAUGCCACUGACCCUGACACGGGUGAGGGCGGCCACAUCACCUACAGCCUGCUCGCAGGGAACGGGGUGGAGCUCUUUGAGGUGAACCCAGACAGUGGGACAGUGACGGUGAGAGACAGCAAGCUGCUGGACCGCGAGACGCAGGCUACGUACAACCUUACACUGCAGGCCCUGGACGGUGGGAACCUGUCGGGUACCACCACAUUACAGAUCAUCCUGGAGGACAUCAAUGACAAUGCGCCUGUGGUCAGCGGCUCCUACAACAUCUUUGUCCAGGAGGAGCGGGAAAAUGUCUCCGUGACCAUUCAGGCCCACGACGACGAUGAGCCCAAUACCAACAACAGCCGCCUGUACUUCAGUCUGCUGCCUGGCCCCUACAGCCAAAACUUCUCUGUGGACCCUGACACAGGGCUCCUUGAAAACCUGGGGCCCCUGGACCGAGAGGCUAUCGACCCCACUCUGGCCGGCCGUAUUGUGCUGACUGUGCGGGUGGCUGAUGGUGGUGUUCCUGUCCUCAGCGCAGAGGUCAAUGUCACCAUCAAUGUAGAGGACAUCAAUGAUAACCUGCCCGUCUUCAAUCAGUCCAGCUACAACUUCUCAGUGAUGGAGAGGGAUCCGGGAGCCAUGGUGGGCGUGGUGGUGGCCUGGGAUGCGGACCAGACAGAAGCCAACAACCGCAUCAGCUUCAGCCUGUCGGGGAGUGGGUCCAACAACUUCAUGCUCCGAGGCUCACUGCUGGGGUCUGGGCAGGCUGUGGGCCACCUCCAGCUGCCCCUGGAUGUGAGCCUGGACUACGAGACACAGGCCUUCUUUGAUCUGGUAGUGAAUGCCGUGGACCCAGACCCCCAGGGUGAGGCCACGGCAACUGUCCGUGUGAACGUGAUAGAUGUGAAUGACGAACCACCCACCCUGGACCCAGCCUCGCUCCGGGGCAUCCGCGUGGCUGAGAAUGGUUCACAGUAUGGCCUGGUGGCUCAGGUCAUUGCCCAGGACAUAGAUACCAGUGCCCAGCUAGUGGUCCAGCUUAUGAACGUCAUCUGUACCAAGGCAGAAGUUGAUGUGGGCAGCCUGUGCCAUGGCUGGUUCUCCGUGGUGUCCAAUGGUUCUGUGUUCAUCAAUCAGAGUGAGGCCAUCGACUACGAGGCCUGUGACCUGGUCACUCUGGUCGUGCGGGCCUAUGACCUCAUGACAGAUCCUCGCUUCCAGGCCUACAGUGACAAUGGAAGCCUCCCCAUCACCAUCGAGGAUGUGAAUGACAAUGCACCCUAUUUUCUACCUGAGAAUAAGACUUUUGUGAUCAUUCCAGAACUUGUGGUACCCAACCAGCAGGUGGCUUCUGUCCAGGCCAGAGAUGAUGACUCAGGGAACAAUGGGGCCAUCCUGUUCUCCAUCCUUCAAGUGGACUUCCUCUCUAAGGAUGGGGUCACCACAUCUUUCCAGGGCUUCUUCCGGAUCUCCACAUCCUCAGAGGCUGAUGUGUUCACUGGCAACAUUGAGCUGGUGACAAACCUUGAUGCUAGUCUCCAAGGCACCUACCAAGUGACAGUCCAGGCCCAAGACAGACCUUCCGUGGGUGCUGCCCGGGAAGCCAAAACCACCCUGAACCUCUUCACUGUGGACCAGAGUUACCGUGUGAGGCUGCAGUUCUCCACCAAUAAGGAGGAGGUGGGCGCCAACCUGGAGGAGAUUAAGGCGGCUCUUGCCCAAGCAACCAGGACUACUGUCUACAUUGUGAGCAUUCAAGACAUAGACUCUACAGCUCGGGCCCGAGGUCGCUCUUACCUCGAUGCCUACUUCGUCUUCCCAAAUGGGUCUGCUCUGACCCUUAAUGAGCUGAGUGUGACAAUCCGGCAAGACCGGGACUCGCUGACACAGUUGCUACAACUGGGCCUGGUGGUGCUGGGUUCCCAGGAGAGCCUGGAGUCAGACCUGCCAAAGGUGCUCAUCAUCGUCACUGUGGUGCUGGCCGCUCUUUUGCUGCUGGUCCUCGUGGUCAUGACCACUGUCCUCAUGUGUGUCCGGAAGAGCUACAGCCGGAAGCUUUGGGCUAUGAAAGCUGCCAAGGAGGCCAGGAAGACAGCAGCAGGGGAGAUGCCCUUAGCCCCUGCCAUCCCCGGGACUAACAUAUACAACACUGAGCGAGCCAACCCUAUGCUGAACCUCCCCACUAAGGAUUUGGGCUUUGAGUCCCUCUCUUCCUCUAGCGAUAUAGACCACAUCAGCCUCAACUCCCUGGAUGACAACAUUGUGGACCUGGACCAGGAAAUCAAGGCAACACAGAAGAAGCCACUGCCCAAUGUGAUGGAGCCAGAUGCAGAACCCCUGAGCCUGGUGCUAUCGGGAAGGCAGCAGGGCGCCAGAGACCGGCAGGAAGCACUGUCAUUCACCAACAAUGGCCUGGACACCACAGAACUGUGA